AUGGAAAGGGCUAGGCAAUCCACAUAUACAGUUAUACACUUCAACAGCCAGAUCUGCCGCCGAAUGAGACAUAGCUUGAUUCUGUUUGGAUCUAUGCAGGGCACAAUAAGAAUUCCGUUUUCUUAUUUCCCUACUCCUGUUUGUCACUUCAGUUACUCCAGUUUACUUUGUCAUUUGAUGUUUGUUCCGUCAUUAUUGCAAAAUAUAGUGGAAUCUGGCCACAGGGAGGUUCAAUGGAUUCCUUUUUUACUUCGUUUCUGUAUUAAGGGAAUUAUAUUCUACAGUUCUGAUCAGCACCAGUCUCCUGAUUUUGUUAUGAAUGAUCCUGGUUUUCUCUUCCGUGUCCCAUUCCAUGAAUACCUAUUUAAAAUAGUUCUUGUUCUUUAUAGCUUGCUAACCUUGAAAUCAGUGGUCAUUCCAACUCUUCUAUGGAUACUGCCCGAGCAAUGCGAUCAAUCAUGGGGACAACAUCUAUGUGAUCACACAACAGCUGUUGCCUUGUAUUCGUUCUUACGUUCGGGGCUUGUCGAGAUUUUCUAUGUAUUUUGGUUUUAUCCCCUCUACAUCUUCAGCUUUAUAAUAAGUACACUUUGGUAUGGUGACAUUGCUAAGCAUGCUUUGGCUGUUGUGAAAAGUAAGAAGCUGGAUGCAAGUCAAGCAUCUGACUCUGACCCUCACAGCACAUCUGUAUCAGCAGAUAGGCCUGAAGGAUUUGAUGGGGUUGCGAUUGGUGUUGGAGAGCAGGUCUAUUCGAUACUUCUUUUGACUAUUUUCUUUGCUGAGGUUACAGUGAUUGGUUACAUACCUUACCUUGGUAAGGCAAUGAACUUCAUGUUACUGUCUUUGAUGUAUGCCUACUACUGCUUCGAGUACAAGUGGAACUUCUUUGCAGUGAGCCUGAACCACCGGCUUGAUUUCUUUGAGUCAAAUUGGGCUUUCUUUGCCGGAUUUGGUAGUCCAUGUGUACUUCCGAUUUUCUUCUUCUCUCCUCUUACAAGUUAUGGUGUGAUGGCAAUACUAUACCCACUGGUAUGGACAAGCACUUUCUAA
Triticum turgidum subsp. durum (durum wheat) is the source of this 1050-nucleotide messenger RNA. Lineage: Eukaryota; Viridiplantae; Streptophyta; Magnoliopsida; Poales; Poaceae. The record is from the annotation of a GenBank genome assembly.